Messenger RNA from Scheffersomyces amazonensis, 813 nucleotides. Its product is annotated as exosome non-catalytic core subunit. The coding region runs from base 1 to 813 and encodes 270 amino acids. Gene Ontology annotation, molecular function: RNA binding. Lineage: Eukaryota; Fungi; Ascomycota; Pichiomycetes; Serinales; Debaryomycetaceae. The record is from RefSeq and is a predicted model, not a curated record. Gene Ontology annotation, cellular component: cytoplasmic exosome (RNase complex); nuclear exosome (RNase complex). Gene Ontology annotation, biological process: TRAMP-dependent tRNA surveillance pathway; exonucleolytic trimming to generate mature 3'-end of 5.8S rRNA from tricistronic rRNA transcript (SSU-rRNA, 5.8S rRNA, LSU-rRNA); poly(A)-dependent snoRNA 3'-end processing. The transcript has a single exon.
AUGUCAAUAAUCUUGCCCGGAGAUAAGUUCCCCGUUAGCAGAAAUCAUGACGAAUCGAUCGAUAUAACUUUAGGACCAGGACUCUAUAAAAGUGUUAAUUCAGAUACAAUUUUACCAGUGCAAGCAGGAAUCUUUCAAAGUAAACCUAUAAAGAAACAACAACAAUUAUAUUAUAUUGAUAGUAAUAGUCGGCGAUACAUUCCUCAAACCAAUGAUUAUGUGAUAGGAACAAUUGUGGGGGUUGUAGGAGGUGAAAGUUAUAAAGUAUCACUACAAGAUUUUUCUAGUUGUGUAUUAUUAUCAAUGAUGGCAUUUCCUAAUGCUACAAAGAAGAAUAGACCAAAUUUACAAAUAGGACAAAUAGUAUAUGCUAGAGUAUCUAAUGCAGGUAAUGAAAUUGAAACAGAAUUAGAAUGUAUAGAUCCAACUACUGGUAAAGAUGGAGGAUUUGGAUUAUUAGAUGAAUCUGGUUACUUAUUUUCCAUAACAAAUUUAAAUUUUACAAGAGAAUUAUUAUUCAAUUCUGAAUCUCCAGUACUUCAAAAGCUCAGUACUCGAUGUAAAUUUGAAAUUGCUAUUGGGAUUAAUGGUAAAAUAUGGAUAAAAUGUGGUGAUGGACUUGUAAUAAAUAAGCUGGAUGUUGAUAUGGAUAUUGAUGAAUCCAGUACUAAUAAUAAGAAUUCUACUACAAAUAUAAGUUCUAAAAAAGAUAUAUUAGUUACUUUAGCAGCUGUAAAAUACCUUACUGCUUGUCAACACAAAUCACCUGACCAGAUAGAUACAGUAUUAACUCAAUCAUUUAUAAAUAUAUAG